This is a messenger RNA of Trichomycterus rosablanca, 1272 nucleotides long. It is a transcript of the gene ltb4r2a, whose product is annotated as leukotriene B4 receptor 2a. NCBI's taxonomy places the organism in Eukaryota, Metazoa, Chordata, Actinopteri, Siluriformes, Trichomycteridae. Gene Ontology annotation, cellular component: plasma membrane. The transcript is spliced from 5 exons. The record is from RefSeq and is a predicted model, not a curated record. Gene Ontology annotation, biological process: phospholipase C-activating G protein-coupled receptor signaling pathway; positive regulation of cytosolic calcium ion concentration; complement receptor mediated signaling pathway. Gene Ontology annotation, molecular function: leukotriene receptor activity; complement component C5a receptor activity. Bases 90 to 1247 code for a protein of 385 amino acids.
CAGACGAAUGUGACUAAAUUAUUUUUAGAUAGGAAUUUCUUCCUUCUCUUUACUGUUUGUCUCUUUACAGCACAUCCAACCAGAUCAUCAUGCUGUUAAAUGGGACGAGCAUCCAUGUAAAUAAAUCCUCACUCCUUGCCUCGAUCACCCCUUCCGCUUUGUCUUCUACAACUCCUCCUCUUACUAUCAUGAGCAGCCCUGGAGGAACUAUCGCUGGUGCGCUAAUCCUCAGCAUGGCCUUUCUCCUGGGUGUUCCUGGCAACCUCUUCGUCAUCUGGAGCAUCGUGGUCCGAACGAGACGCCAAUCGGUCACCACCCUGCUCAUCCUUAACCUGGCCUGUGCUGACGGAGCCCUUAUGGUCCUUACACCUUUCUUUAUCGCUUACCUCAUUAAACGGAGCUGGGUUUUUGGUCUGGCUAUGUGCAAGGCGAUGUAUUACCUCUGCUGUGCCAACAUGUACGCGUCCAUCUUUAUGAUCACGCUGAUGAGCCUUCACAGGGUGGUGGCCGUGGUAUGGCCUCAUAGAGUCAGAACCAUUACUGGCCGAAGGAAAGUGGCGCGGGCGAUCGCGGUGCUCUGGAUACUGGCGCUGGCCUUGUCUGUGCCUGUUUUGGUGUUCAGAGAGACAUAUAGGAUGCUGAAUGGUGAAACACGGAUGUAUGUACACGUGUGUGACUGCAAACAUGACCAGCCCAAAUAUGCAGUAAUGCAGUACACUAUGGAGACUCUGCUGGCGUUCAUACUACCGUACAGCUUAAUGUUGGCCAGUUAUCUGUGUAUACUGCACAGAAUUCGGCAGACACGCUUCGAAAGACGAAUCCGCACCGAGAAGCUUAUUUUGGCCAUAGUUGUCACCUUUGCUGUCCUAUGGCUGCCCUACCAUAUCGUUAACAUGAUGCAGGUAACAGAGGUGCUAAAACCUGAAUAUCGGAAAAUACAUCAGAUCCGGACAGCCCUGCGACCCUUUGCGUCUGCCAUGGCCUUUGUCAGCAGCUGCAUCAACCCCAUCCUCUACAUGUUUGCAGGAAAGUCCUACAUGCGCCGUGCAGGUCUGGCUUUCAUGGCACGACUUUUCGAUGCUACAGGACGUGAUUCAUCAUCCCGAAAAACAUGCCGGAGCAGUCAGAUCAACAAAGUCCAGCAAGAAGGGGAAGCAGAGCGACUGCGUAAUAAGGAGACAAAUUCCACCACCAGCGGCAAUAGCAGUGACGAUAUCAAACCUACAGAAAUGCAAAAUGGAAAUUAGUGCAUUGAAAUAUGCACUGUGUGAA